AUGGCGGAGCGGAGCGCCGAGCCGCUGCCUGCCUGCUUCGCGGGUCUGGGAGCGGGCAGCCCUCGGCCGCGACAGAAACGCGGCGGGAUGUUCUGCAGCGUGGAGGACGCCUUCGACAACAAGACGUUGGAUUUCCCCUCGCUCGGCGGCGGCGGUGGCUGCGGUCGGUCCCGUGGCUCCGCGACCCCGUCCGACGGCAGUAGCAGCCCCGCGCCGCCGCCGCGCUCUCCGGGGGCUGCCACCGCGGGUCGAGACGUCGGGACGUCCGACGGCUGCCGGCAGAGCGAGCAGCUUCUGAUCAAGGGCGGGAAGAUCGUCAACGACGACCAGUCUUUCUAUGCCGACAUAUACGUGGAGGAUGGCUUAAUAAAACAGAUUGGAGAGAACCUGGCUGUUCCCAGCGGGGUGAGGACAGUGGAUGCCUACGGGCAGCUGGUGGUGCCGGGUGGCAUCGAUGUGCACACGAGGCUGCAGAUGGCUGUGAUGGGGAUGGACUCCGCUGAUGACUUCUACCAAGGCACGAGGGCGGCCCUGGCGGGAGGAACCACGAUGAUAAUGGACCACGUGCUGCCCGAGGCUGGGACCAGCCUGCUGGCUGCCUACGAGCAGUGGCGGCAGCGUGCUGACAGCAGGGCCUGCUGCGACUACGCGCUGCACAUGGACAUCCCACGCUGGCACGAGGGCCUGCAGGAGGAGCUGGAGGCGCUGGUGAAGGACAAGGGUGUGAACUCCUUCCUGGUUUUUAUGGCCUACAAGGACAGGCUUCAGUGCACCGAUGCCCAGAUGUAUGAAAUAUUCUGCAUUAUUCGAGACCUGGGGGCCAUAGCCCAAGUGCAUGCUGAAAACGGAGACAUCAUAGAGGAGGAGCAGAAGAGGCUGCUGGACAUCGGAAUCACUGGGCCAGAGGGGCACGUCCUGAGCCGCCCCGAGGAGGUUGAAGCAGAGGCCGUGUACCGUGCAAUUACAAUAGCAAAACAAGCCAACUGCCCCUUGUACGUAACGAAAAUAAUGAGCAAAAGUGCAGCGGAUGUGGUAGCUCAAGCAAAAAGAAAAGGCACUGUGGUGUACGGUGAGCCCAUCACUGCCAGCCUGGGCGCCGACGGCUCGCACUACUGGAGCAAGAACUGGGCCAAGGCUGCGGCCUUCGUCACCUCACCCCCGCUCAGCCCCGACCCCACCACGCCGGAGCGCCUCUCCUCCCUGCUGUCCUGCGGGGACCUGCAGGUGGCAGGCAGCGCUCACUGCACGUUCACCACCGCCCAGAAGGCCGUGGGGAAGGACAACUUCACCCUCAUCCCUGAGGGGACGAAUGGCAUCGAGGAGCGGAUGGCCAUAAUCUGGGAGAAGUGUGUGGUCUCAGGGAAGAUGGAUGAGAACGAUUUCGUGGCAGUGACCAGCACAAAUGCUGCCAAAAUCUUUAACUGCUACCCCAGGAAGGGGCGAAUUGCGGUGGGCUCUGAUGCAGACUUGGUCUUGUGGAACCCCAAGGCUACAAAAAUCAUCUCAGCAAAAACCCACAAUUUGAACGUGGAGUACAACAUAUUUGAAGGCAUGGAGUGUCAUGGGGCUCCUGCUGUGGUCAUCAGUCAGGGGAAAGUCGUUCUUGAGGAUGGGAACCUGUUUGUCACCGAGGGCUCGGGUCGCUUCAUUCCCAGAAAGACGUUCCCUGAUUUUGUUUAUAAGAGAAUAAAGGCGAGGAACAGGCUGGCAGAGGUGCACGGUGUCCCGCGGGGGCUGUAUGACGGCCCGGUCCACGAUGUCGUCCUCAGCACCAAAGCUGUGCCCACCAUCGCGGCCUCCAGGAUCGCAGGCUGUGCCAGCAAAGUGCCCGCCGUGCCCGUGCGCAACCUGCACCAGUCGGGGUUCAGCCUGUCGGGCUCUCAGGCUGAUGACCACGUUGCCCGCCGCACAGCCCAGAAGAUCAUGGCCCCCCCGGGCGGGCGCUCCAACAUCACCUCCCUGUCCUGA
Centrocercus urophasianus (Greater sage-grouse) is the source of this 1968-nucleotide messenger RNA. It is a transcript of the gene DPYSL4, whose product is annotated as dihydropyrimidinase like 4. Gene Ontology annotation, cellular component: cytoplasm; cytosol. Lineage: Eukaryota; Metazoa; Chordata; Aves; Galliformes; Phasianidae. The transcript is spliced from 14 exons. The record is from RefSeq and is a predicted model, not a curated record. Bases 1 to 1968 code for a protein of 655 amino acids. Gene Ontology annotation, molecular function: hydrolase activity, acting on carbon-nitrogen (but not peptide) bonds, in cyclic amides.